This is a messenger RNA of Argentina anserina (silverweed cinquefoil), 868 nucleotides long. RefSeq names its product co-chaperone protein p23-2. The transcript is spliced from 6 exons. Gene Ontology annotation, molecular function: protein-folding chaperone binding; Hsp90 protein binding. The record is from RefSeq and is a predicted model, not a curated record. Lineage: Eukaryota; Viridiplantae; Streptophyta; Magnoliopsida; Rosales; Rosaceae. Gene Ontology annotation, biological process: protein folding; chaperone-mediated protein complex assembly. Gene Ontology annotation, cellular component: nucleus; cytosol. Bases 125 to 592 code for a protein of 155 amino acids.
UGUUGGCUCCCCAAAACAGAGCAUAUUAUUAUCUCUAGGGUUGAUACUCGGCUGUCUCACUCUUGGCUUGAACCACUUCGUAAUCGAUCUUACAGACCCAAUCUGUCUCUCCCUUUCUCUCCAAAUGAGUCGGCACCCGGAGGUUCUAUGGGCGCAGCGGUCCGACAAAGUAUACCUGACGGUGGCCUUGCCGGAUGCCAAGGACGUUGACGUCAAAUGUGAGGCUGAGGGCUUGUUCACCUUCUCCGCCACCGGAGACCAAGGCCACCCUUUUCACUUCACUCUCCACCUCUACGGCCAGAUACUACCUCAGGGUUGUAAAACAAAGACAGGCUCAAGGAACAUCAUCUGCUCCAUCCAGAAACAACACAAAGGCUGGUGGCAACGGCUUCUCAAGACCCAAGAAAAGCCCGCCCCUUACAUUAAGGUUGACUGGAACAAUUGGUGCGAUGAGGACGACGAAAAAGACUCUACUUCUGAUUUGGCCUCUGAUGAUGAUGUCGAUACGAAUAUUGGUGAAGAGGAUGGAAGCAGUGAAGAUGAAGGAAUGCUCUAUCUGCCGGACUUGGAGAAGGCAAGGAAACAAAAGUAGCAUCAUCGCAUGUUAGCUAGGGCCCGAGAUGAUCCAUCGACUUUCUCUAGGAUAGCAUAGGUUAACUUACUCCUUAAGGUCAAAUUUUAUGCACAUUACAUAUGCUUGUAACUAUCUUCGUAUUGUUUUGAGCUUGGUAGUGCUGACCCUUUUGCUUUUGCUCAAUUGUUUUAAUUUUUUUUUCUGUCUCAACCUAAAAGAAUGGGAGAGAUUGCAGCCCUUCACAGUACUAUGUGAAGUAUGAAACUGCCAGUAAAAACUUUCAUGUUAGCCGCU